CUAACACAUCGACAGCUAACACAUCGACAGCUAACACAUCGACAGCUAACACAUCGACAGUAAGAACCCCUAACACAUCAACAGCUUAUUCAUCGACAGUAAGAACCUCUCUCUUGAGUGAGCAACAACGCGUUAAUACUCCCAAUAAUACAAAUUUACAUAAUAGAGCGUUGGAAGAGCACCGUCGAUUGUUUGGAUUUUCUGGACAGUCUAUCGUUAGUAGUACUUCACAAUCAAACGGGAAAAGAAGUCGUGGAAAAGGGGGGAAGAAUGGUAAAAGUGCAAAGAAACCUAAAGUUGCUACUUGGACUCAUGCUUUCGUUUGCCUCGCAAAGAGAACCCAAGUACUCUUGCUUACACCUCGAGAAAGGUAUGAAUUAAAAUCUGCAGGACUCGGUGAGAAAAAGAUAACCGUUGAGAUUAAAGACAAGGGAUUUGAAGACUUAUAUGGUAUUCUUUUGCAAGAAUUCCCAUUGCUGUCUCAUGCAGGUGGGAUCGAGUUGAUGCGGACAGGUUUUGGGGCUAGGAGCAAAACCCUUGAAGUGAUUCCUGUACCAACCGGUUCCUCCAGUUACAGCAUCGAAUACCUAAAAGAGGUACUCCAACAGGCUAAGUGCUAUGUUAGACCAAUUCAGAAGGAUUUACCUGUGGUUAUUCCUCGCGACUGCCAGGACAAUUUAAAUACUUCUACUAAAGAGGUAAGACUGUAGUUUAUCUUGGAAAAGCAGGGCCUUUUUAACUAUAUAACUGGGGUUGAUUGGUGGUGGGGGGGGUUGGUGCAAAGACCCUCCAGCAGCCAAUACCCCCCCCAAAAAAAAUAAAUCAAGCAUCCUCCCCCCCCCCAGUCAAAGCCCCUCUUCUCUAAAAUAUGAGCAAAACAUUGAAAGAGAAAUGGAAUUUAGAAUGGAGGUUUGAUACUCUAGUAACUGAAAUUUGCUUUGUGAAUCUUAUGUCAUGUCUUUUAUCUUCAAAUGAUUCAAUGUCUUUUUAAAAAAUGCUAAACAUUGCAGGGCAUUCAAAAGGAGGUGCAGCAGGUGGCACAAGGUUUACGGCCGAUUACUUUAUAUAUACUUUAACACAUUGCGUCUCAACUACAUUUAUUGAAUACAGGUGUCAGCCUCCCCCCCUGGAAGUGGGGAGGGGGUGCAGCCACCCAGCUGUUCAGCUAAACUCAAUCUUCUCUCCAAAAACAGACCCAAGAGAAAAUCCCUGCAUUUACUGUAAUAUUGUAAAUGUAAAAAGUUUUCCUAAUUCUUUUGUGAUGUGUAUUUAGGAAUCAUCUUGCCCAAGUGAACAGUGCAGGUUGUGUUUGAAGAGUAUUCCAAUUUUGCAAAUGCGGAGGCAUAUGUGGUCCUGUGAGAUUACUGAAUCAUCAUUUUCUGUCGAGGUAUUCUUCUAUGUAUAAUUAACCUGAAAAAAUUUUUAUUUUGAACUUCAGACACUGUAUUAAUUUUACUAAUAGUUAUGUCUGUAAUAAGUGGAAAUAUUCUUUCACUUAUAGCCAGAAAUAAUAUGUGAAUCAGAUGAGGAAUCCAACUCUAUUCCGGAGUCUCUUCCACAUUCUGAAUCUCCUUCUACAAGUGGAAGUAGCUCUAUGGUGUCUUGUAUGGUAAGAAACAAUUCAUUAUUUAAUUUGUCAUUUGUCCACAUUUAUUCGAUUAGUGAUUUUAAUACCAUUUUUAUUGAGUAAAACUUUGAUUUUUAGGAGCCUGGUAUUGACGAAUUGAGAAAAAUUUUCCCAGAUCCUCCAAACCAAGUAUUGGUUGAGGCAAUGCUAAAAGGUGGAACCGUUCAAGAAGCGAUUAAUAUUUUACUAGAUCAAACAACAACUGGUAUGUGCAUAUCUAUUGCUGUUGCACAAAUAUUACUUUAUUCUGUCAACCAAACAAUGAAUCAGUUCUAUUUAGUGUCUUCUAUUUUUCAGAUCAUUCAAAGUUUAUUCAAGACGAAUCCGAUCUUGCAGAAAUCAUGUUUGGAUUAAAAGAGGAUUUACCCAUUGAUGGAAUUCAAAAGUUCAGUAUAGACCGUCAAGAGCUCUGGGAAGAUAGCAUAGCAGCAUUCAAAAACCCCAAAUUCAAAGAUUCAUUUCGACCACGUGUAAGAUUUCUUGGUGAAGCUGGAGUAGAUGCUGGCGGUCUCUCUCGAGAAUAUGGACUUAUUCUGCGUAAAGAAAUAUUCUCAUCUAAUGCCAACCUAUUUGAAGGAAAGCAAACCAGAAAAUUGCCAAUAUACAACAUCAAUGGCAUUCAGUCAAAUCUAUACUAUCUGGCUGGAAAGAUGGUGGCUUAUCUCAUUAUUCAUUUGGAUAUUGGCAUCCCAAUGUUAAGUCCAGCAUUCUAUUAUUAUCUUGUUUCCAAAGAUAUUGAAAAAGCAUCAGAAUACUGCUGCAUUGAGGAUGUACCAGAUCAUGAGACAAAAGAAUGGAUUAAUCAGGUAAAAAUAGUCAGACACUUUUACUGCACAGUAAUGAGUAACUUCACUGCGCCUUAUCCCUGGUAUACUUAGUAUAAGGUGAUCAUGCGGUGGCGUGUAUGGAAAUUUUGCGAAAUUGGAGGAGCGGCUGGGGUGAGUCCAAUUUCGCAAAAUUUCCAAACAUCACGAGUACUAUUAAUCCCUCUUUCUACGAGCAACAUUGCAUGAUUACUUAUUUAUUAUUAGCAUCACAAAAUUGGAUAAUUCUCAAUGUCAUCACAUUCUCUCGCCAAAGCCCAGUCCUGGCAGACUUCCAACCACAAUUUGGUUCUUGUGUUCGUAUUUUCAUUUAGUUCUGUUGCUUUAAGUUCCUCUAGCAAUGUCAUGUGUGUUUAAAUACCUUUCCGCCAUUUUGUUUGUUUUGGGAAAAUCAUUAAUUGUACUGCAGUACAAUUAAUGAAAUAAUUGUACUCCUCUCAACCAAUCAGCGUCCAGUAAUUUUGUCAUGCUGAUAAUAAGUACACACUCAAUAAGAUAUUUUAGCUAAUGUUAAUUGAAAGUCGUAAGCACAGUUCUGUUUAUAAGUACUUAUGAAGACUUGCAUUUUUAAAUUUAGGUGAAUGAAGCAAAGACCAACCAGGAAAUACUUGAGCUAGUUCAGAGUCAUGACAUGAUUGAUUCAUUGCUAAGAUCAGGAUGGGUUAAUUCAGUUACCUUAUCAAAUAGAGAUAUUGCCUUGCAGAAUUUAAUCGUUCAUGAGGUUUUGGUAAAACGAAAGGAAGCUUUAGAUCAAUUUUGCAAGGGUUUAAAAGCACUUGGUGUUCAUUCUGCCAUUCAGACAUGUCCAGAAGAAAUGAAAGUAUAUUUUAUUGCCCAGCAGAGCCAACUUUCAGCUACAACAGUGCUAGAGCUGUUUGCUAACAUUGAUGCUGUUCAAGAAUGUGAUAUGUGUGAAAAAGCCCGAGGUUUUUUGAUUGACUGCAUUCACUUUUUGGAAACAGGUACUGGCCUUAAGUUAUUUUUAAAACUUGCAUGUAUCAAAUGAGCAAUCCAAUUUUCAAGCAAACGAAUAACUGACUCUGUCAGUGAAACUCUGGAACGUUAUUUAUUUGGAAUUUUACAUCGGUCAUAUGUAAGAAGCUAUUAAAAAAAAUUAGAUAUGUUAUUAAAGUAAUAAAUAUUUUAUUCUAUAUUUUACUGCUUACAUUUCAGAUGAAGGUGAAGCUGGUCUUAAAAAGUUUUUGUGCUAUAUGACAUGUGCUGAAGAAAUCCCACCUCUUGGAAUGCCUCAGAAAGUUGAAGUUGUCUAUGUUAAUCAGUCAAAUUUCUUUGCAGAAACAUGCAUGUAUGAGUUAAAAGUUCCAAAAACUCAUGAAUCUCUUGACAAUUUCAAAGAUUCAUUCAUGCAAGCUUGUGCUCACAACAAAGGCUUUGGGGCAGUUUGA
Messenger RNA from Paramuricea clavata, 3857 nucleotides. The record is from the annotation of a GenBank genome assembly. Lineage: Eukaryota; Metazoa; Cnidaria; Anthozoa; Malacalcyonacea; Plexauridae.